AUGGACGUCGAUGGCAGCAACUUAAUGCCAAGCGACUUCCCUCUAGCCCUUGAUCUGGGAUUUAAUCCACAGUUGUGGCUGCCGGGACAACAGCCGUAUUACAGCCAGCCGCAACUAGCCGGUCCCUCGACGAGCAUUCCCUAUUCCCCAAUGGGCAUGCCCUACAACUCGGGACAGCCAUCCCAGGUGUUUUAUCAGAAAAAAAAUGGACCGAAGCAUGAACGGGUCAAUAUCAUCGACACGGGAAGCGGAAAGCACCAGCCGAGACACUAUCGUGGCAAUGGCAGCGGCAGCGGCAGCGGCACAGCUCGCAAGAAGAGGCAAGCUAUCCACCAGGCAGUGCAAGCCGGCUCCCUGCAGGCUGUCAAACUUCUCCAUAAUCUGGAUCGUAAGUGCAUUAACAUGCUCACCGGGGAAGGAAUAAACACGGUAUGGAUCGCAGCUCAAGGAGGCCACGGCGACAUUCUGAAGUUCUUGAUCGAACACGGAGUCGACGUGAAUACUCCCGCGACGGAAAGCAAUCGUACACCCAUCCACCAGGCGGCCCAGAACGGGCAUUUGAGACUUGUCAAACUGCUCUUAGAGAAUGGAGCCGAGCCGGAUCCGGUAGAUUCCAGUGGGAUAACGCCAUUCUGGAGCGCUGCCCAAGAAGGACACUACGACAUCGCCAAGAUCCUUCUGGAGAAUAACGCGAACCUGGAGGUCGAAUCCUUAGAUGGGUCCCGUCGUCCGAUCCACCAGGCAGCCCAAGGCGGGCACACAAGGGUCGUGAAGCUGCUCUUGGAUAACGGGGCGGAGCCUGACCCAACAGACAAUUCCGGCAUAAGUCCCCUUUGGAGUGCGGCACAACAGGGCCACUACGAGACGGUACGCCUGCUAUUGAAAGCAGAUGCAAGUGUCGAUGUGACUUCGUACGACGGGUCCCGGCAACCGAUCCACCAAGCGGCCCAAAACGGCCACUUGGAGGUGGUUCAGCUUCUUUUAGAAUUCGAUGCAAACGCCACGCCGGAGAACGACAGCUUCGAGGACACGACUCCUUCGCCAUUCUGGCUAGCCUGCGCCUCAGCCAAGAGCGGCGUCGAAAUUGCCAAGCUACUCCUCGACAAGGGCGCGGAUGUGAACUUUUCGGUAGCACGCUCAGGAAAGAAACCCAUCCACGCAGCGGCACACAAGGGGAAUAUCGACGUUGCGCGGCUGCUCAUCGCCAGGAAAUGUGACGUCGAUUCCAAGGAAAGCGACGGCUGGACGGCAUUGAUGAUCGCCUCGCAAGAGGGCCACCUGCCGUUCUUGAACCUUUUGGUGGAGAGUGGCGCGAAAGUGGAUGCUGAAGAAAAGGAUGGGGCAACGUCGCUGUGGAUUGCGUCCCAGCAGGGACACACCGAGAUUGUCAGGAGGCUUCUAGACCUGGGUGCCAAACAACUGCCCACUAGGUCCGCGCAAAGGCGACCGAUACACCAGGCUGCUCAGAACGGCCAUCUACCUGCCUUGCAGAUGCUGUUGAAGAAGGAGCCGAAUGGCAUCAACGCCGAGGAUAAGAGCGGAGCGACGCCUCUCUUACUUGCCGCGCAGGAGAACCAGCCGAAUUAUCUCGCUAUUAUGAAUCACCUAGUUUCACACGGCGCUAAGGCAUCGGUUUAG
Molecule: messenger RNA, 1638 nt
Organism: Phialemonium atrogriseum
Lineage: Eukaryota; Fungi; Ascomycota; Sordariomycetes; Cephalothecales; Cephalothecaceae
Product: ankyrin-3
Exons: 2
Coding region: 1-1638 (545 amino acids)
Cellular component (GO): cytoplasm; nucleus
Molecular function (GO): protein binding
Source: RefSeq, a predicted model, not a curated record